Molecule: messenger RNA, 2570 nt
Organism: Carassius auratus (goldfish)
Lineage: Eukaryota; Metazoa; Chordata; Actinopteri; Cypriniformes; Cyprinidae
Product: eukaryotic peptide chain release factor GTP-binding subunit ERF3A-like
Exons: 14
Coding region: 247-1989 (580 amino acids)
Molecular function (GO): GTP binding; GTPase activity
Source: RefSeq, a predicted model, not a curated record
AGGUCAGGGGAAUCGUCAGCACACACGAGGACUCAUUCCGAGAGCUUAGUCAAACCUCCCUUUUUUUCUCUUCCCUCCGCUGCGAGACACCGGCUGUUUGAUUUCAACCAAACGGGGGGAAGGCCACAGUCCACUGACAGAAAGUUCAACGGCGCACGCGGUGAACUGACCAGCGGCUAAGGCCGGGCACGAAAGUGAUCAAGUCCGUGGCUUUAAAGCGUGCGUGUGUGGAACAGCUGUGUGGCGAUGGAGGCGAUAGACACUGCCCCUGAUUCCUGGGAUCAGGAGGACGAUGGCCAGGCCCAGGUCGACGAGCAACUUUCCAAUGCUUUUACUACCAGUCUAAACGUGGAGGCCAAGCCGUUUGUCCCCAACGUGCACGCCGCAGAAUUCGUCCCGACCUUCCGACAGAAGGACUCCGAUGAAACGGUGGAGUCAGCGGGUCCUGAUACAGAUGCCAAUGUGGAAGUAUCAGAGCCUGAGGCUCCGCCCAUGGAGAACGGUGAUGUGGAGAUGGGAGCAGAUGACACCUGGGAGCAGAAAGGGGGUGAGCCCAGCAAGGCUGAGGCAGAGCCAGGAGGCAGCCCUGGAGGAGACGGGGGUCAGGCGGAAGAAGACUCCCCUCAAGAGGAAGGAAUGGAGGAGGAGGAAGAAGUAGUGCCAACACCUAAAGUAAUCCCCACACAGCCAAAUGCCCCCAAGAAGGAACAUGUUAACGUGGUCUUCAUUGGCCAUGUCGAUGCUGGCAAGUCAACUAUUGGAGGACAAAUCAUGUAUUUAACAGGAAUGGUGGAUAAACGAACUCUGGAGAAGUAUGAGAAAGAAGCCAAGGAGAAGAACCGGGAAACUUGGUACCUUUCUUGGGCCCUUGACACAAACCAGGAGGAAAGAGACAAAGGAAAAACUGUGGAAGUCGGACGUGCGUACUUUGAGACCGAGAAAAAGCACUUUACCAUUCUGGAUGCACCAGGCCACAAAAGCUUUGUGCCCAACAUGAUUGGUGGAGCUUCACAAGCUGACUUGGCAGUGCUGGUAAUCUCUGCAAGGAAAGGAGAAUUUGAGACGGGCUUCGAGAAAGGAGGCCAGACACGGGAACAUGCCAUGUUGGCCAAAACUGCUGGAGUCAAGCAUUUGAUUGUACUUGUAAACAAAAUGGAUGAUCCAACAGUGAACUGGAGUUUGGAGAGGUACGAAGAAUGUAAGGAGAAACUUGUUCCAUUUUUGAAGAAAGUUGGGUUCAACCCCAGGAAAGAUGUUCAUUUCAUGCCGUGUUCGGGACUUACUGGGGCCAAUCUGAAGGAGCCAGCAGAGUACUGCCCUUGGUAUACAGGGUUACCAUUCAUUCCACAUCUGGAUAGUUUGCCAAAUUUCAACAGAUCAAAUGAUGGACCAGUCAGGUUACCCAUAGUAGACAAGUAUAAGGACAUGGGCACUGUGGUAUUGGGGAAAUUGGAGUCGGGAUCAAUCAGCAAAGCUCAGCAACUUGUGAUGAUGCCCAACAGGCACACUGUAGAGGUGCUGAGUUUGCUUUCUGACGAUGUUGAAACCGAUGAUGCCGCCCCGGGAGAGAACUUGAAGUUGCGACUCAAAGGCAUUGAAGAAGAGGAGAUCUUGCCAGGCUUCAUCCUCUGUAAUGCUGAGAACCUUUGCCACACUGGGCGCACCUUUGAUGCCCAGAUAGUCAUCAUUGAACACAAGUCAAUCAUCUGCCCAGGUUACAACGCAGUUCUUCAUAUCCACACCUGCAUUGAAGAAGUGCAAAUUACGGCCUUAAUCUGUCUGGUAGACAAAAAGACGGGGGACAAGAGCAAAACACGACCGCGCUUCGUCAAACAAGACCAGGUGUGCAUUGCUCGUCUGAGAACAGCUGGGACCAUCUGCCUUGAGACCUUCAAAGAUUUCCCUCAAAUGGGACGUUUCACCUUACGAGAUGAAGGGAAAACCAUUGCCAUUGGAAAAGUGUUGAAACUUGUUGCUGAGAAGGACUGAAAAGAAUGAUUGGUGGUUCUGAAACGACUGACCGAGGCGGAGGCAGAUGCUGCUUCAGCCGCAGCACACUUCAUAGCCCUCCUGUCCUUUCUCCUCUCCGCCUCCCGAAGACCAGCUUGAAAAACUUAUCUUAAAGAAAUCUGUUUUUAAGCAAAUGAAAUCAAGUCCACAUGUGUCAGCUUUCUCAUAUUGAGAGCUCAGCGAUGCCAUUGUUCUAGGUUCUCCCCCAUGACCUGUUCUUCAUCAGUCUCACACGUUGAACGGCAAGAGAUCUAGCUCUCUUCCAUACCUUUUAUUUUUAUAAUUUUUCUUUUUGCUUCCAUCAGAGAAAUAUAAUGGCAGCAGUUACAGUAAACGUAUGUGGACCAAGAUUUGUUUGUUAACAUAAAAUGAUUUAUGAGCAGAAAAGUUUGAAUGAAUAACCAAUUGAAACCAAAAUGUUAUAUAUCUUGGUUGUACAUGUCUCCCGUUGCUUAUUCCCAUUUUGGUUUCGGUUCACAUAACGUUCUUGCAAAGUGCAUGAGCGUGUUCACGUUAUUAAAGCAUCUUCUAUGACAAUAAAAUAUAAAAUUGGGAAAGAU